Molecule: messenger RNA, 1968 nt
Organism: Kockovaella imperatae
Lineage: Eukaryota; Fungi; Basidiomycota; Tremellomycetes; Tremellales; Cuniculitremaceae
Exons: 9
Coding region: 59-1948 (629 amino acids)
Biological process (GO): RNA polymerase I preinitiation complex assembly; nucleolar large rRNA transcription by RNA polymerase I
Cellular component (GO): RNA polymerase I core factor complex; RNA polymerase transcription factor SL1 complex
Molecular function (GO): RNA polymerase I core promoter sequence-specific DNA binding
Source: RefSeq, a predicted model, not a curated record
CUUUGAUUUGCAGGUGUGAUCAUAUGUGUGAUCAUCAAGCUCUCAAUGGCAAUGACCAAUGCCUAAGCCAUGUCCCGUCUGUGGCUCAAAGAAAUGGAGAAAGGACGCUGUAUCAGGCUCAGCGAUAUGUGAGGACGGCCAUGUCUUCCAGGACUUCCGGUCGGAAAACCUCGUCGUGGAGAGCUCUGCGUAUGCGCUUCAACGCCGAAGUCUCAAGAAAGGUCCCAGAAGGAACAAGAGGAGAGAAAAGGGUGAUGUAAACCGGAAAUACUACUGGGGUGACGAUGCGGAGUAUCUCAAGAUUCAGGCAUUACAGCUCCUCCUGCGGCUUCAAGUUCAAGCUUUAAAGCCAAUGUGGUCUCUACCUGACGCCUUUGAGCAAGUUGUCAAAGAGCUCUGGGCAUACCAGCUGGCCAUCGCACCUUUGCCAUCUCUCCCAACAGACUUGGGGAACAAAGCAAACGGCAGGACCGGUGGUCAAGAGGACGAGAGAAUCUUAGGCGAUGAUGCGAAGUCUGUGGGUUCUGAGAACGACAGUGCCACAGAGGGGGAAUCAGAGCUCGAUACCGAAGUGGACGAUGCGGCACUCGAAGCCGAGAUGAUGGCUCAACUCUCUUCCGACUCGUCGUUCGAGAGUGAUGUCUCGCAUAAUACAAGACGGGGCAGGUCGACUCAGAAGCACCGGUGGAAGCGGAGAAGAGGGCUGCAGAUCCAAGAUACCCUGGUCACUCUUGGAGUGGCGUUCUGGAUCUUGCGGAUACCUUUGCUAAGCGCGGAUCUGGAAAGUCUGAUCAACCUGAAUCGGAUACCGUACAUCGAUUAUGGGUACACGAACUUAAUACCUGAGAAUAUGAAGAGCCACAUGAACAGGGAGCUCAGGCAGGCCCUGUCUCCGCGUUCUUCACCUCGCCCUGUCUUGCUCCACAAGCAUUGCUCAGUCUUUGCCCGAGUCCUGAUCCGCCACUUUCAUGUCGUCAUACCGGAAGCGAACAUCUCGCUGCUAGCCUGGCGCCUUCUCUACACCCUUGGCGGAACGCCGACCACCUACUGCCAGGUUAUGAACCUUCUCGCUCUGCUCGACGUAAACCUCUAUUUGACGUUUCGAAGAGCUACGAAAGUGAUUCGAAAAUCCUCUCAGACGGCAAGACCUGAUACGCCAGAUAUAACAUACGAGAGGCGAUCGCUUUACGAUGACGUGUGGUUACCAGAGGUCUCUGUCGCUUCAGCAUUGAUCAUAGUCAUGAAAAUGACAUAUGGCUUGGAUGAUGCCUUGAGACCCGUCAUGACGUGGACCGAUCCCGUUGUUGGCUUGCCGCACCAUGAGGAGUGGAUCAAGGAGCUCGAAGGUCUGCUGGCUUCAGCUUCGCUGAGCGGCGAGUCCAACCAACAAACGAGACCUGACUUCACCGCCAUGGACGUCGACGAGAUUGAUCGGUAUCUCGACGUCAGUCAGAAUAUACUUCUGAAGGAUCACGAAAUGCCAGAAGACCCCAUGUUCCCCUUACCGCUUUCCAAGAAUGCCUUGCCCGACCUCGCCCCACAUCCCGGUAUCUUCCGUCAUUGGACUCAAGGGGACCUUACAGAACCGUCGAGUGCGCCUACAAACGUGCCCAACAAGGACUUGCCUCUUCUUCCGGCUGAACAACUCAGGAUGUACGAUGCGGACGACCUUGCGGGAACCCUACCGAGGUCAUACGACGUCCUCUUACAGAGUUGCGCAGCUAUCACCGGAGUUGAUUCGUGUCAUCUGGCAAAAUGUGUACAGGUUUUUGAACGACGACUGGAGCGGAUUCGGGCUGAACGCGUGGCGAGGGAGCAUUUGCAUUCUCGAGCAAAGUCUCUGUCGCGACGGAACAGCGGUGUAGGUCAGCCGCGCAGAUCUGUAUCUUCGGCAGACUUGCGAGGAACUAGCACAGAGAUAGAUAACGGUUCGGCCUCGGCCAUGUAGGCUGCAUGUAAACUGCUGUU